Molecule: messenger RNA, 1036 nt
Organism: Mollisia scopiformis
Lineage: Eukaryota; Fungi; Ascomycota; Leotiomycetes; Helotiales; Mollisiaceae
Exons: 5
Coding region: 50-940 (296 amino acids)
Molecular function (GO): oxidoreductase activity
Source: RefSeq, a predicted model, not a curated record
CAUCCGCAUUUGCUUUGUCCCCGGGCAGGAGAGUGCCAAGAUUUCCCAGAUGUUGACGAAACUAAGAUUCCUCGAGGACUCUCCGAGGUUUGAAACAGAAAUUCCAUAUGAAUUAUAUGGCCACCCGAAAUUUGACUCUGGUCGAAUCACAAACUGUACUUACACGGAAGUUGAUAAUAUUCUCAUUGAGGAUGUUCGCCAAAACCCAAAAAAUUUCACUCUCGAGAAUGCUGGGUUCACAUACAUCACCCAUGAGUCCAUUUGCUCUUUGGCUUCCGAACACUUUGAGACCGCUGGGAGUAAUCUGGAAAAAAGUCCUAUUGUCACAGCAUACCUGGAAGAGACAAUGUCGUUGGUGAAGGAGCAAACUUCUGCCGACCGAGUGAUUUGUUUCGAUUGGAGGUUCAGGCGCAGUGGAGGGCCAAAUGACAUCAAGUCUGAUCCUUUUGAGGUGGAAGAUAUCCGUUUUCAAGCCGUCCGGCCUGGCUUUCUCGUUCAUUGUGAUUUCUCUCACGAUGGCGGUCUGGAACGACUCGAGAUGCACCUGCUUCCCGAAGAGCUUGAAUUGGUCAGAAGUGGCAAGGUAAAGGCAAGAAUCAUCAAUGUUUGGCGCCCAUUGGGGACUGUUAAGAACGCUCCACUGGUGCUUACAGACCGUCGUUCUGUUCAUAAGGAAGAUCUGAUCGAGGUCGAAAAAGUUCUUCCCGACAAAGUCGAACGAGCUUACUUUGUCAAGUAUCAGGCUUAUCACCGUUGGUAUUAUCUGUCCGAGCAAUCGCCAAAGGAUGUGGCCAUGUUUGUAACUUGGGAUUGCGAUGAAGAAGAGGUGAAGGCAGCAUAUCCCCCUCACGGAGCGGCUUCGCAAUUUACUGAAGACCCAUACGAAUGCCCCCGAGAGAGUGUGGAGGCUCGACUGAUUGUUUUCACGUCUCGAAUGUAGUCGAGAAGGAGUAAACGUCUCUCGGCGACAGGUCACUUUCAAUUGCACGAGCACAUAUGUUUCAUACUCUCAAUUUCAUGAAUUUUUCAUUCGUAU